Molecule: messenger RNA, 1906 nt
Organism: Impatiens glandulifera
Lineage: Eukaryota; Viridiplantae; Streptophyta; Magnoliopsida; Ericales; Balsaminaceae
Product: eukaryotic peptide chain release factor subunit 1-3
Exons: 3
Coding region: 124-1437 (437 amino acids)
Biological process (GO): cytoplasmic translational termination
Cellular component (GO): cytosol; translation release factor complex
Molecular function (GO): sequence-specific mRNA binding; translation release factor activity, codon specific
Source: RefSeq, a predicted model, not a curated record
UCUUACGAAGAAAUCAGCAAUCCGCUCUUUUACUCUUUCUAUCUCUCUCUCUAUCUUCUUCCAUUUUUGCUUAGCUUCAAUCUCGGGCGGUGAACAUCGGCGUCUGUAACAGGUUAGAUUGCAAUGGCUGAUGCUCAAGAGACUGAUAAGAACAUUGAGAUAUGGAAAAUCAAGAAGCUGAUCAAGGCACUGGAAGCUGCUAGGGGAAAUGGAACCAGCAUGAUUUCUCUUAUCAUGCCUCCACGAGAUCAGAUCUCUAGAGUAACUAAGAUGCUUGGUGAUGAGUUUGGAACUGCUUCAAACAUUAAGAGUAGGGUGAAUCGUCAGUCUGUUCUUGGUGCUAUCACCUCUGCUCAACAAAGGCUAAAGCUGUACAACAAAGUUCCUCCCAAUGGUCUCGUUCUCUACACUGGAACAAUUGUUACUGAUGACGGAAAAGAGAAGAAAGUAACUAUUGACUUUGAGCCUUUCCGUCCGAUAAAUGCUUCUCUUUACCUAUGUGAUAACAAAUUCCACACUGAAGCUCUGAAUGAACUUCUUGAAUCUGAUGACAAGUUCGGCUUUAUCAUUAUGGAUGGUAAUGGAACCCUUUUCGGAACUUUAAGUGGAAACACUCGUGAAGUCCUUCACAAGUUCAGUGUUGAUCUCCCGAAGAAGCACGGAAGAGGAGGUCAGUCGGCUCUUAGGUUUGCUCGUCUUCGAAUGGAGAAGCGUCACAACUACGUGAGGAAGACAGCUGAACUUGCCACUCAAUUCUACAUCAAUCCUGCCACCAGUCAACCGAAUGUUUCAGGUCUGAUAUUGGCUGGGUCGGCUGACUUCAAGACUGAACUGAGUCAGUCCGAUAUGUUUGACCCUCGCCUCCAAGCGAAAAUUCUGAACGUUGUCGAUGUUUCUUACGGAGGUGAGAAUGGUUUCAAUCAGGCGAUUGAGCUUUCGUCGGAAAUUCUGUCGAACGUGAAGUUCAUACAGGAGAAGCGUUUGAUUGGAAAGUACUUUGAGGAGAUAAGUCAGGACACUGGGAAAUAUGUGUUUGGAAUCGACGACACUCUGAAAGCACUUGAUAUGGGUGCGGUCGAGACUCUCAUCGUGUGGGAGAAUUUGGACUACACUCGUUACGAUUUGAAAAACAGUACGACUGGGGAGUUGGUUGUUAAGCAUUUGAACAAGGAGCAAGAGGCAGAUCAGAAGAAUUUCCGCGAUCAGGAGACUGCGGCCGAACUGGAAGUGCAGGAGAAGUUGUCCUUGCUCGAGUGGUUUGCGAAUGAGUACAGGAAGUUUGGGUGCACUUUGGAGUUUGUGACGAACAAGUCCCAAGAGGGGUCUCAGUUUUGUAGAGGCUUCGGUGGGAUUGGUGGUAUACUACGUUACCAGCUUGACAUGAGAGCAUUUGAUGAUCUUUCUGAUGAUGGUGUUUACGACGAUGACUCUGAAUAGCAAUCAAUAAACUGUUACACUGAUCCGGUGCAGAAGAUGGGGCAAGUACCUGCACCGGGUGCACGAGCUGGUGCACUCUUGCCCGCUGCUGCUGCUGCUCCGGAUUUCAUACUCGACGGCCUGUCAUUGUCAGAUAUUAAGGACAGGAGUUUAUGCGGUCAUAGGGGGGAGAUUGAAGCAAUCUGAAGAAAGGUAGUAUGAUUAUGUGGGUUGGAGUCUAAAUGCAUACAUUGUUCAUUGCUGGUUUGGUUUAUCAUAUGAAAGCUGCAUUCCUAGAACUCUAUGUUUUUAAUUUUGUGUUUUCUGUUUAUUAUUAUAUGGAGUUGAUGUUAUGUUUGGAGAAUUAUAUAUUUUCUUGUGAUUUCUUAGUUGACUUAUGUUUGAUUUAAUAAGCUGCUGUUGCAGCUGGGAUGAUACCAGUUGUGCUGUGAAACUUUUUAAAUGGAAUGUUUAUUCUCUAUUUUUAUAA